GCAGGAGCGGCGGCAGUGGGCUGGGAGGAGCAGCAGCAGGACAAGGUGGCGGCGGCAACUCCAUGAUGGCCCGAGGUUGGAAUCAAGCACUCAGUGUUCUUCGGGACUGAGUGGUGAAAGGGUGUGUGUGUGAGCGUUUCCGCCCACACCCCCGCGCUUGGGGAUUCCACCAUCGCUUUCAAAGAGAAAAAAGAUAAUAAAAGAAGUAUAAUUUUUUCCUAGAUCAUAUUUUAUUCUCGAUUUGUCGAAAGUACUGUAAAUUAUGGUAGAUCUUUAGUGGGGGUGUGGAAAUUCGUCUUUUGAGAUGACACCGGAUUAGCUCCAGUGGGCAAUUUCGCCAUCAUUAUAACCCUGAAAUGUAACCCCAGGCAGUGCAUAGGAGUUGGAUCGUGUGUGUGUUUGUGUGUGUGUGUGCUUUUUUUAUGGGGGAUCUGUUUGUGGUUGAGGAUUACCGGGGGUUCGCACCCCGACGUGUAGUUGAAGCAAUGAAUGUACCGUCCGCGCCGCCAACCAUUUCAACCUGACCGUUAAUACCAUCAAGGAGAUGUGGUGGCAGGUGCUGUGGCUGGCGCUCCUACUGAGCCUCCUUCAGAGUAAGUCUUGUGCCUCGUCCUUGUUCCCCGGCACCCCUCCUCCGAGGCCGCCCACUCCUCCACCCCGCCCACCACCACACCGCUACCUGGACCACGCCCUCAUCCAUCCAUCACCACCACUCCACCCUCACUCAUCCAGUAACACCUUCCUCGACUUCUACGAUGGUUUGGAUGACCCUGGGGAGGCGUGGGAGGAGGACGAGUCGUGGUGGGACGGUGUUGAGGAAGUAAUACUCACAAAUAGCUUCAACGAUGGAUUCUCCUACGACGAUCUCUACUACGAUGAUCUCUACGAUAUCAACUACACCUGCACUGACACAAUGGAGUGUGACGAGUUUGACUCCUUCCCUCCACCUCCAGACUCCAUCCUUACACUCCCUCCUCCCCCAGUCCCUCCCUUUCUCCAAGGUGCUAUUGGCAGACUUCAGGAGGAGGGAAGGAAGAGGAAGAAACUGGAGCCACAGGAGGUGGGCAAGGAAGAGGAGGACGAAGAGGAGGGGAGAGAAUGGGAAGAGGACCAGUGUUCCUUGUGUGAGUGGGCUAGCGGUGGUAACAACACCCUCAGUCUUCUGCCUCCAGUAUCAGUCUUCGGUGUACCAUUAGCUGCUUUAUCAAAUCUCGUAUGUCAAGUUAUGUCAAUCAUUGCCCUCACAAAUAGCGUCUUGCUUGUAGCACCUCUGGGAACUUAUUACCUAGACAGAUAA
Messenger RNA from Cherax quadricarinatus, 1297 nucleotides. RefSeq lists its product as uncharacterized. NCBI's taxonomy places the organism in Eukaryota, Metazoa, Arthropoda, Malacostraca, Decapoda, Parastacidae. The record is from RefSeq and is a predicted model, not a curated record.